Molecule: messenger RNA, 1100 nt
Organism: Colias croceus (clouded yellow)
Lineage: Eukaryota; Metazoa; Arthropoda; Insecta; Lepidoptera; Pieridae
Product: endocuticle structural glycoprotein SgAbd-8-like
Exons: 4
Coding region: 216-536 (106 amino acids)
Cellular component (GO): chitin-based extracellular matrix
Molecular function (GO): structural constituent of chitin-based larval cuticle
Source: RefSeq, a predicted model, not a curated record
CUUACGAACGCAUCAAAAUUUUACGGCCUUCCGCGUUUGUGCCAAUGUUCAUAUUGAGAAAAAAAAAUAAGUAGCUGUCAGAAGCCGCGUUAAUUGAUUUUUAAAAUGUAAAUCGAGUGUUUGCGCGCGAAAAGUAAACAUUCGAAAUUGCGUUACAGAUUAAAUAAAAAAUAUUACCAAGGAGGUUUAGUGGAUAAGGUUGUGUUAAAUUAAACAUGAAGAUUAUUAUUGGAUUACUUGUGAUUGUUAGCGGCAUAACGCUAGGCGAUGAGAUUCUACGCAAUGACUUCGACGGUCCAGCAGCUGAUGGUUCAUACAGAUGGGCUCUCCAAACUGAAGGCGGUAUCUACCACGAGCAGAGAGGGUCCCUCCAGCCCGGCGCGUCCGGGGCGCCGGCGCUGGUCGUCGAGGGGCAGUACCAGUAUACCGCGCCUGAUGGACAGAUCAUUCACGUCCUGUACCGAGCGGACGAGUAUGGUUUCCAUCCAAUAGGAAAACACAUUCCAUCGCUGGAUUCACAGCCACGAUAUUUUUAGUGCUGGCAAUUACUUAGAUAUACAAUUCAAACGUCAGAGUAGAUAAAUUAUUAUGAAUUAUUAUGAAAAUAAAGACUAGAAACAGAUCCAAAACUUGUUUAAUGCUUAGUAAUACAUAAUUUGUAUUAUAAAUGCGAAAGUAUGUUUGUUUGUUUUUCUUUCACGACGCAACGGUGCGAUUUUAUGGUAUGACUAGCGGUCCGCCCCGGCUUCGCCCGUGGUACAUAUUUCGCAAUAAAAGGUAGCCUUUCUUUACCAGGGUCUAAAGAUUGUCUGUGCCAAAUUUCAUCAAAAUCGGUCCAGUAGUUUAUGCGUGAAAACCAUACAACAUACAUACAAACCUUUCCUCUUUAUAAUAUUAGUAUAGAUAGAUAUUACAUGUAUGUCCGUAACGGACACGCAAUCCGCCCGGGGCUUCGACCGCGUAGUAAACCAAGACCCAUAUACCUAGUUCCCGAUCCCGUGGGACUUCCGAGAUAAGCCUAUCCCAGGUUCCCAGGUUAUUUCUGUACCAAAUUUUAUCCAAAACGGUUCAUAUUAUAUUCAUAAUCCAUUUUACCACCG